GUCCAGUCCCUCUCAACCCUGUCCAUUCUGCAUCAGGUACUGGUAUUUUGUCAGUCAACCGUCGGUGUAGAAAGCAAGAUAUGAGUCCUUUCAAGAGGGAAGAGGCCAGUUUGUUAUCACAUCUCCACAAAACGGAAAGAGACUACCCUGAGCUCAUGAAAGUCCCACCCCCUGUGCUUGCAGCAACUUUGGAACCAGACUUYCUGGUUGUUCCUGGUAACAGCUACUUCUCGGACAGUCCUCCYUCCUCAGUAGGGCUGCGUGAAACCCACGUCCAGCAUGAACGAAAAUGCAGUGAAACUCGUGCUUCAACAGUUAUUGAAGUUAAAAAAGAACACAUUGACAACACGGUCGAACCSCGAAGAUCAUCGUCAGGGAGCAGCUCGUUCUCUCAAACCUCAGACUCAUCUUCACGGAGCCCUUCGGAGUCUUCAGAAAAACCUUCAAGUAUGGAUGCCCAAAAAAGGCAAGACACAGCGUGUGACAUUGAAAGCCACAUUAAUAAGAUAAGUGAUCCUGAGAAUAUUUCUCGUGAUCAACAGUCUCAUUCAAACGGAGUGUCAAGUAAGUCCAAUAGUGGUGCAACACCGUUGGAUUCACAAGUAACGGAAAGUACACCAUCAAGGUUAUCCCUGCUUAACUCAAAUGCUUUAGAACCUACAUCACCUUCGCAACUAUCUCCUAAAAAGUCUCCAGUGCGUUUGAUAAAAGUUUCCCCCUUGAAUUCAGMUAUUUCAGGUAAUAGUGGGGUUGAACUUCGACGGCCUUCAUUAGAAUACACUACGAACCAUGGAAUUGUACGGAUAUCAAGUGCGACGUCAAUGACAUCKCCUAUGACGUCACCAAAACAUGUGUCUUUGGAAUCUUCRACGUUUUCUAACAAUAUGCUUAAAAACGCGGUUACCUCUUAUGUCAAUAGUGACAACUCUGAUGUACAAAUGGUAACGACCUACUCUGUCGCUCAAAUUAGUAACACGGAYGAUCGCGAAUGUACUUCACCUUCGAAAAGGCCGAAUAUCCUAUCGAAAAACCGAAAUCAAAACAAAAAAGACAUUCCUCAAGGAAUAGUUGUUCUUGUUCCUACUAUCGAAGACGCCAAGCAACUUAUUAAGUCAUCGGGAGGUAAUCAGAGUAAGACGCCAGUUUUGGUGCCCCAAAAUGUUCUCAAUCAAAUCAGUUCCAAUGGGGAAUCCUCAAAAACAAAUGCGGAUUCUCGUGUAAGGAGUCCUUUUGUAGAAAAACGACCACAGUAUGCAGAUAGCAGCUUGUCAUAUUCACGAUCGAAAAGAGGUCUUAGUGAGUCUAUGGUAAUUGAUUAAUGAGGUAUAUAUGGAAGACUAUA
Molecule: messenger RNA, 1342 nt
Organism: Exaiptasia diaphana
Lineage: Eukaryota; Metazoa; Cnidaria; Anthozoa; Actiniaria; Aiptasiidae
Source: RefSeq, a predicted model, not a curated record